AUGAGCAUCGCAAGAGAGACAGAACCUGCACACCUCUGGCGGGAGACGAGUGCCGGCACUUGGUCGCGCGAGUGUCUCGGCGAGGAGCAGACGGCCUCGUACACGCAAAACGUCCGCGACGGGCACACGGAGCUCACCAUCGAGGUGCCCUUUACCAGCAGCAUCGCGUCUGCCUCGGAGCUCAUCACCCGGGCGCGAAACGCAUGGCUCGUCUGCCACUCGCGCUUCCCGCAGGGCGCCGCCGAGAUUUCCACCGGCACGGCGCUCCCGCAGCUGCUGACGUACCGGCUGCUCCGCUCCGACGACGAGGCCGCCGCCUGGCUGCGGGACACGUUUGUCGUCGUCACGGACCGCACCGCCGGCGAGGUCGCCAGGCACACCUACAGCCGCCGCCUGGCCACCAAGGGCAAGCGCAGCAUGCUGUUCCUCGUCGUCGACACGUCGUCGUCGGCAGAGCACGCGCUGGUGUGGAACGUCAGCCACGUCGUCUCGGACGCCUUUAGCAUCCCCAUCUUUAUGAAUGAAAUCUUGGACCAGAUGACAAAGGUGCCCGGCGACGGCUUGCUCUCCGUCGCGGAUGUCGACUACGCCGGCGUCGUGCAGAGACUGCCGAUUCAUCCCUCCGUCCUGUACGAAGCGCAGUACCGCCCCAGCGCAGAGCAGAGGGCGCAGGCCAUUGCCGAGAUACUCGCGCAAGAGGAUUUAUAUGCAUCUCAUGUCGGACAGUCCAUCAAGAUGUAUCCCAGACCAGACAACGUAGCACGCCCACACGCGACGCACUGCGUCGAUGUCAAGUUCUCCCUCGCGCAGUCUCAGAGCCUUCUCGCCAAUCUCCGCCGCGAGAAGCUCAGCAUCACGUACGCCGCCGCCGCCGCGACGCUCCUCGCCGUGCACGCCAUGUACGGCCGUGGCGGGGAGACGGGCGCGCUGCUCGGCAUGACGCGCAACGCCCGGCGGUGGGUGGCGACGGACACGGUGUGCGCGAGCGCGUCGAGCGCCAUCUUCCUCUGGAUCCCGCUCGAGGCGCACCUGCUGCAGGGCGCCGCGACGACCACCCGGGACCGCGUGCUCGCCGUCGGCCGCAUCAUCCGCGCCCAGCUGCAGCCGUACCUGGCCGGGCCGCACCACCUGUCGCUGCCGAGCCUGUCGUUUGCGUCCCAGCGGGCCAUUGACGGCAUCGCGGCGGCGCAGCAGCAGCCAGACGACGUGCCCGCCGCGCCGUGCCCCCCGGGUUUCUCCCCGCAGGGCGCGCUGAACCUGAAGCGCGCGUUUGAGGCGAAUGGCGUCCGGAUCGAGACGCGCGACUUGCGUCACACGGGACGGCAGAUUAACGAGUCGCCCUGGGUCGGCAUGUUUUCGCUCUGGGACCGUCUUACGCUGUCUUUGGGCUUUGAUUCGAAAUAUCAUGAUCCUGCCAAAAUGGAAAAGCUGAUAGCAGAUGUGCAGCAUAACCUUGGCUCCGUUGCACCCGCCUCAGCGAAACUCUAG
Cordyceps militaris CM01 is the source of this 1488-nucleotide messenger RNA. RefSeq lists its product as uncharacterized. The transcript is spliced from 2 exons. Lineage: Eukaryota; Fungi; Ascomycota; Sordariomycetes; Hypocreales; Cordycipitaceae. The coding region runs from base 1 to 1488 and encodes 495 amino acids. The record is from RefSeq and is a predicted model, not a curated record.